AUGCUACACUCGGCUAUGGUGAGCAAACCGGUGUAUGAGAGCACCAGAGGAGGGGAGAAGGGACUCUCCUUCCGCCACGUCGUGCUCAAGGGCCUGGCGGACGAUGGUGGCCUGUUCGUUCCCUCGCACCUGCCGCGGGUCGACCAGCAGCAGCUCGACAGGUGGCGCACGCUUCCCUACACUGGACUGGCCUUCGAAAUCCUGUCCCUCUUCAUCGAUGAAGAGGACAUACCCCCGACCAAGCUGCGGGAGAUUAUCCAAAGGAGCUACUCCUCGUUCUUCAUCGACGACGUGCUCCGCGUCGAGCCAUGCUACAUGGGCGAGGCGAGGGAGCAGCAGAUCAACGUGUGCGAGCUCUUCCAUGGCCCCACCUUCUCCUUCAAGGACUUUGCUCUCCAGUUCCUUGGCCACGUCUUCGAGUACCUCCUCAACACCAACGCCCUCAGGAAGCAGCAGCAGCAGCACCCUGCCACAGGCGAGAAGGAGGACGAGGAAGAUCCUGCCAGCGUCACCCGCAUCACCGUGCUGGGCGCCACCUCUGCCUUGGCCGGCCUGCGUGGUAAGAAGAACGUCGAAGUGUUCGUGCUGCACCCCCAUGGCCGCGUGAGCCACAUCCAGGAGAAGCAGAUGACCACCAUCACGGAUCCCAACGUGCACAACAUUUCUGUCGAGGGCACUUUUGACGACUGCCAGAAGCUGGUCAAGGACACCUUUGCCGAUCUGGCCUUCAAGCGGAAGCACAACUUGGCCGCCAUCAACAGCAUCAACUGGGCGCGCAUCCUCGCCCAGACCGUCUACUACUUCUACAGCUACUUCCAGGUUACUUCGCCGGCACAGCAGAAGGCGGGCGCCAAGGUGGUGUUCUCUGUGCCCACGGGCAACUUUGGAAAUGUGCUCGCCGGAUUCUACGCCAAGCAGAUGGGCUUGCCGGUGCACCACUUCAUCGUGGCCACCAACCAGAACGACAUUCUGCAUCGCUUCUUCGCCUCGGGUAAGUACGAAAAGAAGAUCGUCAUGCCCAGCUUCAGUCCUUCCAUGGACAUCCAAGUAUCCAGCAACUUUGAGAGAUUCUUCUACGAGAUCGCCAACCGAGACUCGGCCAAGGUGACCGAGUGGAUGAACAAAUUCAACGAGACCGGCGUGUUGGACAUUCCCCAGGACAUCCACGCCAAGGCCUGCUCCUUCAUGGCCUCCUACGCUGUUUCGGAGGACCAAACCCUGGCCACGGUCAAGAGGUACAAGGAGGACUCCAACUACAUCCUGUGCCCGCACUCGGCCAUUGGGGUGUAUGCGCUCGAGCAGAAGUGGAAGGAGCUCUCCGCCAACGUAUCCUAUCCGGUCGUCUUCGCCUCGCUGGCCACGGCGAGCCCUGCCAAGUUUGCGGAUGCCCAGCAGAAGGCCCUCGGCUACGUUUUGCCCCUGCCUCAGGAACUGGAGAGGAUCAUGAACCUCCCCUCGCGCUGCCAGAAGAUCGAGGACGGCAUGGUGGCUCUGAAGGCGAUUAUGGAGGAGGCCAGCAAGAGCGCGUGCCAGAGCCAGAGCGGCGAGAGCCGUUUGGUGGGGAAGCGCAUCAGGAGCCGCGUGCCGGGCUCCUGCGCCAACCUGGGCAGCGGAUUCGACGUGUUUGGCAUCGCAGUGGGCCUCUAUCUCACCACCGAAAUCGUCGUUACCGAGCGCAGGGUACUCGCCUCUCUUAUCGGUCGUGCGAGUUCAUGUCACAACCACCUGGCUGAUGCCUUCCCGGUGAUGAUGGCUGAUGCCUUCCCGGUGCCCCGGGCCUGCAGGAAGGUGAGCCCAGCGUGA
Messenger RNA from Acanthamoeba castellanii str. Neff, 1803 nucleotides. RefSeq names its product threonine synthase. Gene Ontology annotation, molecular function: threonine synthase activity; pyridoxal phosphate binding. The record is from RefSeq and is a predicted model, not a curated record. The coding region runs from base 1 to 1803 and encodes 600 amino acids. NCBI's taxonomy places the organism in Eukaryota, Discosea, Longamoebia, Acanthamoebidae. The transcript has 9 exons. Gene Ontology annotation, biological process: L-threonine biosynthetic process.